Messenger RNA from Amyelois transitella, 4027 nucleotides. It is a transcript of the gene Vps26, whose product is annotated as vacuolar protein sorting-associated protein 26B-like. Gene Ontology annotation, biological process: retrograde transport, endosome to Golgi; intracellular protein transport. The transcript has a single exon. NCBI's taxonomy places the organism in Eukaryota, Metazoa, Arthropoda, Insecta, Lepidoptera, Pyralidae. The record is from RefSeq and is a predicted model, not a curated record. Bases 176 to 1480 code for a protein of 434 amino acids. Gene Ontology annotation, cellular component: endosome; retromer complex.
CAUAAAAUUAGUCGCCAUCUUUGCUUCAACAUUUCAGUUCAAUCGCCGAUCGUUCUACGAUUUAGCGGGCGGUUAUCGCCGUUUCUUCAAUGUUUUGCUCAAAUCAAACUAUAUUUUCCUUGUAUAAAGCCACGUGAAAAAAUCUCGAAUUUCCGCGCGUUAUUUUGAUGUAAAAAUGAGUUUUUUUGGAUUCGGUCAGACGGCAGACAUCGAAAUCCUUUUCGAUGAUGCUGACAAACGGAAGGUGGCCGAAGUGAAAACGGAUGACGGGAAAAAGGAGAAGUUAUUGCUCUAUUACGAUGGUGAAACAGUGUCUGGACGUGUAAACGUUACCCUGAGGAAGCCAGGAUCGAAGUUGGAGCACCAAGGCAUCAAGGUCGAACUAAUAGGUCAGAUUGAAUUGUUCUACGACAGAGGAAACCAUCACGAGUUCAUAUCUUUAGUCAAGGAAUUGGCACGCCCUGGAGACUUACUGCAGCACACUUCGUAUCCUUUCGAGUUUGCAAAUGUUGAAAAACCGUAUGAAGUUUACACAGGCGCGAAUGUCAGAUUACGAUACUUUUUGCGAGCUACGAUAGUUCGGCGGCUAACAGACAUAGUAAAAGAGGUGGAUAUAGCUGUGCACACGCUAUGCAGCUAUCCCGAUGUUCUAAACUCAAUAAAAAUGGAAGUAGGCAUUGAAGACUGCCUUCACAUAGAGUUUGAAUAUAACAAAUCCAAAUAUCAUUUGAAAGAUGUUAUAGUGGGCAAAAUAUACUUUUUACUUGUCCGUAUCAAAAUUAAACACAUGGAAAUAUCAAUAAUCAAAAGGGAGACAACAGGUUCUGGGCCUAAUACGUUCACAGAGAAUGAGACAGUUGCGAAGUAUGAAAUUAUGGAUGGGGCCCCUGUGAGGGGUGAAAGCAUUCCUAUAAGAGUAUUUCUAGCUGGUUAUGAUUUGACGCCGACAAUGAGAGACAUAAGCAACAAAUUCUCCGUACGGUAUUAUCUAAACUUGGUCUUGAUGGACACCGAAGACCGACGUUACUUCAAGCAACAGGAAGUUACACUUUGGAGGAAAAGUGAUAAGUCAAGAUUACAAUUGCACAACCCUCAUCAUCCGCAGACAUUAUCUCAUCCAUCCCAUCCACCGAGGCAGCUAAGUGGUUCGAGUGAAGAUAACUCCGCCAGAGGAGUCUCUCCGUCACUGCCUGAAAAUUCCAUGCAAAGAUCGGUAUCACCAUCUAUGGAUGGAGAACGUCGUAAUGGGCCUUCAGAGAUGGAACAAGAAAAGCCAGAUGUGAUAACAACAAAAAUGGCUAAUACCCACAUUGAUCAUGAAGUUGAAAACUCUGUGGUCAAAACACCCGAGGAACCUGUGGAAAAGCCACCAAUAGCAGAUAAACCGCCGCUUGUGGAGAAACCAUUGGUUGCCGAAAAACCUCAGAUUGCUGAGAAACCUGUACUGAAUAGACCAGAGGAAGCGAAUCAAACUCAAUAGCCCAUAUGUACUUGUUUGGUGGACUUGACAGUCACUGACGAAAUAAACUGUCUGUUUUCAUAUGUGAAAACAAAUGUUUAGAGAGAAACCAAUUAUUAAAAACACAAAUUGUUGCCCUAGUAUCACUGUUCUUUUUGUGCUGGAAAUUUUUUUGUAGUGUUUACAGCAUAAAAAUAAAAUGUUAAAAUGGACUAUAUAAAAUGUAAGUGUACAUUGCUGUAAGCCCUAACAUAAUAAAAUGUUAUAAAAUAGUUACUUUUAUUGCAGCAGAGUUGUAAUGAAAGUUUGUUUUUUGUGUAAAAAUGCAAUAUCUGCUAUAAUUUGCAAAUAACAACAAAAAUGCAAAAAAAAAAUUGUUGGUAAAUCUUACUGGCCAUUUAGAGAAAGCAAUUUUAAUUUUUAUCGAUCCAUUCUUAUUUUAAAUAUAUAGCUAAGUAUUAUUAUCAUCAACUAAAAUAUGAUAUAAAGCAUACUCUAAUUAUUUUUUGUAAUAUUUUUCUUUUAUCAUAUAUGCCUGUGUAUACUUAAUUUUAAGAGCAAAGUUGCUUCUAUUAUCUCCAUUGUUUGUUGAACUCUAUUGGUUGGAAUUUACUGUUAUCACUAUAAAAGCAUUCACUUGUUAAUAGCUGUAAUUUAUAAAGAAAUCUGUUGCAUUUUAUUUUACAAAAAAACUAAUUUUAACAUUCGUGUUGGCAUAAGUCUUGAAACCAAAUUACAAAAAUAAAUAGGAAUUAGAUAGAUAAAAAUUGGCCAAUAAUAUAGUGUUUGGCAUGAAGUGUGGCAUAAAAAAAAAAUUAUAAGUAGGUAUAUUGAUUAAAAUCUGGCACCUUGGUAUUUGGGAUUUCACAUUGUACAAUAAAUUUGUGUAAAUUUUGUAUAGAGUUGAGCGAAGGGUUAAAAUUGUAUAAAAAUGGAAUAGGAAUGUUUGUACUACUCUGUAGUGUGUCAGAUGGAUUUUUCUUGUUUUUGUGGUCCCAAGAAUGAGAAAUAUAUGCAUACAGAAUAGUCUCUCUGACUUUAGCUAUUUUAUAUUUAAAUUUUGGAAUAUCAAUUAUUUUUUCACCUCACCAUAAAGAUUUUGUCAUCUUUUACGGCCUUAGAAUGCUAACAGUUUGCACACUAGUAUUUUACGUCAUUAUAGCCACAGUUUUAUAAUUUUAAUAACGAAAACUCAAUUGUACGUAGCUAAAAUGUGGAUUGCGUAACAUUUAAAAAUUAGACCAUUGCCUUUAAAAUGUUGUUGAAAUGUAAAAUCUAUUGGUGAACACUAGGCGUCAAGAUAUUGUAAUUGUAGUUAUGCUAAUUAAACUAUAAAAAAAAACUCCCAACAGGACAGGAAAAUGUAAAAUGUUGACGCUCCUCAUGGCGUAACGGUUACGUCAUUGUACUGUUUUAUGACGUUAAGUUUCUAUUUAUUAAAAAAAAAUCAUGAAAUAAUCGAAGUAAUAACGAAAGAUUUUGUUUUUCGUUAACAAUAUUUUUAUUAAAUUUUGGAUUAUAUCUUUCUAUAACUGAUUUUAAGUAGUCAUCAAUUUGCUACUUCAAUAUGUGCAUGUACAAAAGUCCAAAUAAAUCGUGAUAAAGUACGUCCUUUGUCAAACUCGGUCAAAAAUCGCCCUAACGAUUGUUGUUUCCGAUGCUAAAGUACCUACUUCAAUUUGUUUCAAUUGAAAACUGUCUGUCACAAUUGAACUUUGAUAUAUGGUACUAUCGUUAAACAAUCUUAAAACACAAUGAAAAUUGGAUACUUUGUCUAUGGUGUUGUGAAAAGAACAUUUUAUUCAAUUUUUUUUUUUUUUUUGGAUUUAUCAUCAUGUAUUCUGGUUGGUUAAUCCAAGUCAAGGACACAACUACUACAUGUAUGUACCUAAUGGCGUUAUAUUGUAAGGCAAACAUACAGACAUGUUGUAGUGAAAAUCACGCAUUUACAAAGGACUUCAUGCUCAUCUGAAUGAGACUUAUCUGUAAAAAGUUAUAUUAAACGUAUGUAAUUAUUGAAUCUUAUGUAGUUAUAGAUAAAUGAGCCCUGUGGGACUAGAAAUGUGUUAUGGUUAUGUCACAAAAUUUCUUUUUAUAGUAUAUGCCAAUUUAAAAUAGUUUCGUUGCAAAGUGUUCAAAUUUUAAGUUACUUUCGCCAGAACUAAAUUUAAUCACAGUAGCAGUAUUUAGCUAAAUUUUAUUUGUUACUUUCGCGCAUAGAUUGCCUGUGCUGAUUUUUUUUCUUACGUUACCUAUGAGUUUGUUUCGUUGUAUAAAAAUUUUUUACGUCCCACACAUAUUAUAGCCAUCUCAACUACGGCUCAUUAAAAAUUGGUGACACAAUCAAACCUUUUAGUUUCGCAGGUUGGUUAUUCCUUCUAUUGAGAUAGAUUAACUCAUUAUUUUAUGUAAAUUAGAAAAGUCCAUACUAAGUACGUAAAACAUUAUUGUGUUAUUCUUUUUGAUUUUAGUACCUUAUUGUAUAAAAAGAUAUCUUUUUCUAAUGGAAAUAAGAAAGCAUGUCUAUUAUAUCAUAUUGUUAAUAAAAUAUAUGUAUAAAUUGCUGAA